CUGGACUCGAUCCGAUCCAUUUGCAGCCCUAGAUCGAAUGGAAUCCCGCCUUCACCGCGGUUUGGGGGAUUGGGGUAUUGGAGUUUGGUGCUUGUUGAGAGAACCUGUGAAGAACUGGAAGAAAUCGAUCAGACUAGUCCCUCUUGCUUGAACUCAGGUAAGAGAGGCAUUGAAUUAAGGUAGAGAAACCCAACAAUGCUGCCAAGAUGGAGCAGAACAAUUAUCCAUCUCUCCAGGGCUGGACUACACAAGAGUACUGGAACCCCAAAAGAUAUAUAUGUUGCUUACAGAAACCAUUCCAGGGUUGCUGCAGCUACUACUGUAACUUCGACUGAUUCUACAGUAAAAGAUUCGUCAAGCAAACAACCGGUCAACAUAAAUAAAAUGUUUUGGAGCAAGGCAUGUUCUUUGGCCUUGGCCCCUGAUUCACCUCUGUAUGUUGAAGAACUAAAGUAUGAAGGAUUUAAACACAUCAUGCUCAAGCUAUUACUGUUUUAUAGUAAGCAAAGCAAAUCCAUUCGUGGGGCAAAUGUGGUGUACCGGCGCAUUAUUUCACAAGUUGAUAAACCUGCUAUUUAUGAUGUGUUUAACUUGGAGAAAACUUUUAAAACAACAUUUUCUUUGCUUGUACUUCAUAUGUGGCUUUGCUUGCGCCGCUUGAAAGAAGAGGGAAAGGAAGGUGUUGAAUUUGGCCAAUACUUGUAUGAGAUCUACAAUCAUGAUUUAGAAUUGAGAGUAUCCAAGGCUGGGGUUAACUUAUUGUUGACCAGAUGGAUGAAGGAUUUGGAGAAGAUAUUCUAUGGGAAUGUGGUUGCAUAUGAUGCUGCAAUGCUUCCUGAAGCUAGACCAGGUGAAUUCCAAAAUGUGAUUUGGAGGAAUGUAUUCUCUGAUGAUGGUUCACCAAUGCCAAAUGAUGCUGCAUCACAUGCAGUGCAGGCUAUGUCAAGGUAUGCUCGUCGGGAGUCUGCUUGCCUGUCAUUAACAGAUAGAGAAGCUAUCUUUUCUGGCAACUUCAAGUUCAGCUCAUUAGAGAAUCUUCCGUGAUUGCAUGAGCUGAUGAAAGAGUACUUGAUGGGAAUCCUGUACCUUUGCAGCCAAAACAAAGUCUCAUCUGUUAUCUUAGUUUCAAGACAGGCUUCCUAAUCGCAAGUUAAUUGUAAAGUUUUCUUGGCUUGUCAUUGUUAGGAUACUUUAUUGGGCUAAAGGUGAGUAGCAAUAAACAAUCCAUGUUUGUAAACUUUGAAGUAAAUUGAUUCUUCAUUAUUGGGUUGAUCAUUGUCUUCUAAGCUUGUGAGGUUUCCUUUCCCGAAUUACAUAAGGUACAACAAUAGUUGGUGUUAUUUAUAAUUUCAACUCCAUUGUCAUAUCAAGCAUAAGUUACGUUUUAUGAUUACAAUGAGAAGGAAGAUAUGGAUAUUUCCUCUUGUUUCUCUUUA
Molecule: messenger RNA, 1436 nt
Organism: Nelumbo nucifera (sacred lotus)
Lineage: Eukaryota; Viridiplantae; Streptophyta; Magnoliopsida; Proteales; Nelumbonaceae
Product: ubiquinol-cytochrome C chaperone family protein
Biological process (GO): mitochondrial respiratory chain complex III assembly
Cellular component (GO): mitochondrion
Source: RefSeq, a predicted model, not a curated record